AUGCUUCCCUUGGAAGGUCGCAGUUUAUCGAUCUUCAUUGUCACGACUGUCUUCUUGGGCUUCUCCUUCAUUGCAGUUUGCCUGAGAUGUUUUGUCCGGCUGAGGAUCGUCAAGGCCUUUGGUUGGGAUGAUGCGCUGAUGGUCUUUGCUAUGCUCUUGAACAUUCUCUUUGCACUCUGUGGCAUCACAGGUGCUCUUUACGGAAUCGGUCAACGAUCCGAUGACCUUGGCCCUCCCCCGAAAGGACGAGGCACAAUGGAGACCGCUAUGUUUUGGUGGUGGCUUGGUCAAACAAGUUAUGUUUGGGUAUGCGCUGUCUGCAAGUGUUCAAUCGCCGUCGCCCUUCUCCGUCUUACUGUUUCCCGUCUGCACCGUUCGAUUCUUUGGGGUGUUAUUGCUGUGACCACAAUCAUUGGCCUCAUCUUCUGGUUCAUGUUGACUUUGCAAUGUCACCCCGUUUCCUUUUUCUGGGAACGAGCCCGAGGCACUACCAACGGCACUUGUAUGGACCUUGACAGCGUUAUCGCCAUUGCCUACGUUUACAGCGUAACUGCCACAUGCUGUGACUUUACUCUCGGCAUAUUGCCAGUCUUCCUGGUGUGGAACUUGCAAAUGAAUGUACGCACAAAGGCCGCGCUGGCUAGUAUCUUGGGCAUGGGUUGUGUCGCAAGUGCUGCUGUCAUCAUUCGAAUUCCCUAUCUGCACGACUACAAGGACCCGGACUUCUUAUACGCGACGUCCAACAUUUCCAUCUGGUCCAACGUCGAAGCCAGCCUAGGCAUCGCAGCCGGCAGCCUCGUCACCCUUCGCCCCCUAUUCCGCUGGUUUCGCGACCCCAGCUCCGCAGGAACUCGGAGCAAGCGUACCGGUAACAGCCUCCCACUCUCAAGCGUGAACGCUGUGCGGUCGGAUCCCUCCGGACCCCAUUAUUGGCGCCCGGACCUAGACCCAGAGGAUUCACAUGCUGUGAUCACCACGAUCCACACUUCGAAUCAGGGUAGCAGCCGGACUAGUAGUCAGGAAGAUCUCAAUCCCAAACCAAACAAUGGGACGUUUUUUAGCGGCGUGAAUGUGCAAAAGACGUUCUUUGUUUCGGAGGAUGAUACUUCAUAG
Molecule: messenger RNA, 1113 nt
Organism: Penicillium manginii
Lineage: Eukaryota; Fungi; Ascomycota; Eurotiomycetes; Eurotiales; Aspergillaceae
Exons: 4
Coding region: 1-1113 (370 amino acids)
Source: RefSeq, a predicted model, not a curated record